AUGAAUCAUUCUCGUAUGAGUUCUGAUUUAGUUGCUAAUUUGAUUGUUGAAGGUGUUCGUGAUAAUCCAUUGACACGUUCAGUUCAUGUUGUUUGGGAUUUUAAGUUGCGGUAUGGGCUGAGAAGUUGCAAUCCAAGGACUUACAUUGAAUUUGAGUGUGGCGAUGAUACUAAACAGUUUAAGAGAUUAUUUGUUGCUUUUCAUAGUUCCAUUAGUGGAUUUGAUUAUUGUCGACCUCUCUUGUUUCUUGAUGGCACAUUUUUUAAAGGAAGAUUUAGAGGAAAUUUACUUGCCGCUACAGGAAAAGAUGGAAAUCAAGAGAAUCAAGACAACUGGCGUUGGUUUUUGAAGCGUUUGAGUACAAUUGUUUCACCAGAACCAAAUAUUACAUUCGUGUCAGAUCGUAACCUUGGAUUAGUUGAAGUUUUGCCAAAGGUUUUCCUAAUGGCUUUCCAUGCUUAUUGUUUAUAUCAUUUGAAGAUGAACUUGAGGCAUCAAUUGCGUGGUAUGUUUCAUGGAUUGAAAAAAAAGCUGAUCACUUUGUUUGGAAAAUGUGCAUAUGCUCCAACUAAAGAAACAUUUCAUCAAUGUUUGGUUGAGUUAAAGACUGAAGGUGGGUCAAGAGUUGAAAAGUUUUUAGAUGACAUAUCAUAUGAUCAUUGGAGUAAUGCAUAUUUUCGAGGGCAACGCUUUAGAGAGAUGUGGUUGGAUGUAGCUAAAUCUUUGAAUUUGUGGAUACGGGAGGAAUAUCAUUUGCCUAUCACAAAGUUGAUUGAUAGUGUAAGAAUUAAGUUGACGAGGAGAAUUGCUAAGAGGAAGGAGCUUGUUAAUAAAUGGAAUAGUGUGAUAUGCCCCAAAAUGGAGUCCAAGUCGCAUAAUGCUUUUAAUACUUCGAGGCCAUGGAUUGUUAGUUCAUCUGGAAAUGAUGUCUAUGAGGCGCAUUCACAUCCAUCUGUCUCAGUUGACAUUUGUACACGAAUAUGUUCUUGUGGCAAGUGGCAGUUGAAAGGGUUUUCAUGUGCACAUGGAGUUGGUACUAUACAAAAGAGUGGACAUGAUUUGAGUUUAUUUGUUGAUCAAUACUUCUAUGUUCAAAAUUAUCAAGAGUCCUAUUCUUUUCCCAUAUAUCCUGUUCCUUCAAUUUAG
Messenger RNA from Camellia sinensis, 1146 nucleotides. Lineage: Eukaryota; Viridiplantae; Streptophyta; Magnoliopsida; Ericales; Theaceae. The record is from RefSeq and is a predicted model, not a curated record.